This is a messenger RNA of Penicillium griseofulvum, 861 nucleotides long. RefSeq lists its product as uncharacterized. The record is from RefSeq and is a predicted model, not a curated record. NCBI's taxonomy places the organism in Eukaryota, Fungi, Ascomycota, Eurotiomycetes, Eurotiales, Aspergillaceae. The transcript has a single exon. Bases 1 to 861 code for a protein of 286 amino acids.
AUGCAUUCUCUCAUCACAUCCUUCAUCUCCCUAUCCUUACUAUCAAGCACAGUCCACGCCCAAAGCACCGCUCGUGUCUGGACACAUUUCUAUCCAAACUGCCCUGGGCAGCCAUCUAGCAACCUCGACACAUACGAAAACUACCAUGUAUCCGCCCCACCCCAAAAUAUCACCGUGGACAUCUGCCAAAAUAUCGCUGUCCCCUCCUACGAGCGCAACCUUGUCAGCGCCAUCUCUAUCGAUGCAGAACUCCUCUCCAACCACGGCAGCGGCUGCAACAUCACUGUGCACGAAGUGCCAUCGUGCAUCGACCCACCCCUGAUUAACCAGGAGAUUCGGGAUGGCGUAGAAAUCAGCCAGUGCGCGCCGCGCCAGAUAAUGUACACCCAAAUCUGGGUGAAACUUAUUUGCGACGGCGAGAUUCCCCUCACCACCGAGAACACUCCCACACAGGGGAGAAAUGAGAAGCAGGCAGACACCAAGCAGUCCAUGCCUACUGCCCAGCCCGUUGCCCCUAUGCGCGCUGAGAAACACACUUCCGUCGAGGAUAUCAAUAAUAUCCAGACGCCUGGGUCGGACUCGGACUCUUGGCGCUCGUCCCAGGGUACAUAUAACCAGCGUGAGCCGGUGCAGGAGAGUCGUGUCAAUAGUGCUGGUCAUGCAGAGAGCGAUCGGAUCGUUCAUCAUGUGAUGGAGGUGUUGAAGAAUAGGACUUCGCAUAUCGUUUCUGCCAAGCAUCAUCAUGUUCACUCUAAUUUUACGCUGCAUCACAAUGGCACUGCACCGGGAAAUCACACCGUGAUGGCGCGUCGGCAUCGGCGUUUGUCUGUUUUGCGAAACCGGGCUGCUCGGUUUGUUUAG